Messenger RNA from Physcomitrium patens, 1327 nucleotides. RefSeq names its product putative protein phosphatase 2C 28. Gene Ontology annotation, molecular function: cation binding; protein serine/threonine phosphatase activity. Lineage: Eukaryota; Viridiplantae; Streptophyta; Bryopsida; Funariales; Funariaceae. Gene Ontology annotation, biological process: protein dephosphorylation. The record is from RefSeq and is a predicted model, not a curated record.
GGACACUUGUCGAAAAUCCACAUGGGUUUGGUUUCGAUGGGAGCUCCUGAGGUUAACUACCUGCUGCGCAUUCAGUUGCAGGUUGUGAGAGAUUCGAAACGAGUGUCGAGAUCUAUUAGUCCACCUUUCUCGGCGACAGGUUGCAGUGCAUUUAAGUGGAAGCAGAAGCGGGGCGUCUAGGUUGGAGUCACUCGAUUUGAUCAGGCUGGUGAGUGCAAAUUCAGUCAGCUCUGCUGUCGGAAGGUAUAUACAAAUAAACAAUGAAUGGCGAGGUGAACGGAGAGGAGGCCACAGCGUGGGCUGGAGGCGGUGAGGGUUGGAGGUCUUCAGUUACAUUCGGUUAUGCAAGGGUAAAGGGUUUGCGGGAUCAUCCCAUUGAAGAUUACCACGUUGCUAGAAUGCAAUCCUUCAAUGGCGAAGAAAUCGGCUUAUUUGCGGUAUACGAUGGCCAUGCAGGCACCGAGGUUGCAUCUUACUUGGAACAAGAACUCUUCGAUAAGAUUUUGGCAGAUCCCAACUUUAGGGACGACCCGAAGAAGACGAUCAAAGAGACAUACUUCUCCAUGGACAAGAGAAUAUUGGGUAAGGCAGAAAACGAGAAGGAUUUCAGAGCAGGGUCAACAGCCACCACUGCUUUCCUGCUCGACGGCGGCUCACGGCUCGUUGUGGCAAAUGUUGGAGACUCUCGAGCUAUUCUCGCUAGAAAUCGCAAAGCUGUAGAAGUCAGUGUUGAUCAUGAACCUCAGAAACCAGAGGAGCGUGAAAUGGUGGAGUCUAAAGGGGGCGAGGUUGCUGUAUCACCUAUUGGAGGAGUGUAUCGGGUUGACAAGAGAUUGAAUAUGACGCGUGCAUUCGGAGACUACUCGAUCAAGGAGCAUUUGAGUGUGGAACCUGAUAUUUGGGACAACAUUCUGACUGACGACGACGAUUUCUUUGUCGUUGCCAGUGAUGGGCUGUGGAAUGUUAUGAGUAAUGACGAAGCCGUUGAGCAUGUUCUAGCUCAGACGACUGCAGAAGGAGCUGCGAAAGUGUUGGCAGCUGCUGCCCUUAGGAGGGGAAGUAGGGAUGACAUUUCAGUUCUUGUUGUGUGCCUCAAAGAUCUGAGUUCUUUGAGCUAAAUUUUUCAAUUGUUACCAUUCAAGGUCACUUAGUUCUGGUAUUUACAGUACAGGCGCUCAAACUAACUCAGAAAUGCUGAACAUUUGGUUUUGGACAAGAAUUGACAUUUCGAUGCUAAGGAAAUCUUCGGAUUUUUGUAUCAAGAGCUCCUAUUUCAAAUUAGUAAAUAAAUUAUUCCGUACGCUCAGUAAGUAAAGCGUGCAAAAUA